Messenger RNA from Spodoptera litura, 1046 nucleotides. RefSeq names its product microsomal glutathione S-transferase 1. Gene Ontology annotation, cellular component: membrane. Lineage: Eukaryota; Metazoa; Arthropoda; Insecta; Lepidoptera; Noctuidae. The record is from RefSeq and is a predicted model, not a curated record.
CUCGACCGCGUCGUGUUUAUCAUUCGACCGGUGUACUGCCGAGCGUGCGUACUAACUCUACCUCUCGUGUCAUACAAUAUAUACUGUGUACAAAAUGGUCGCCUUUGCGUUAAACAACCCAGCAGUGCAGUCCUACAUUGUGUAUUCUGCUAUUCUUGCUAUUAAAUUGUUGUCCCUGGCGCCGAUGACAGGUGUGACGCGAGUAAUCCGAGGUGUGUUCGCCAAUCCAGAGGACGCUAAGUCAGUCAAAGGAGGCAAAGUGAAGUAUGAUGACCCUGUGGUGGAGAGGAUAAGGAGGGCGCAUCUCAACGACUUGGAGAACAUUCCUGCUUUCUGGGUGCUGGGCGCGCUGUACGUGACUACUGGCCCAGUGGCUGCCUGGGCCACGCUGCUGUUCCGUGUCUACACGUUGGGCAGGAUCCUGCACACCAUCGUGUACGCCGUCGUACCGCUCCCGCAGCCGGCGCGAGCUAUCGCCUUCACCGUCCCCAUGUUCGUCUCAUUCUACAUGGGUCUCCAAGUUGUACUAUAUUACAUCACUGCAUUUUCGUACCUGCUAUACUCAGCUAUCUUAGCACUUAAAGUUCUGGCUGUUGCCUUCUUGACAGGAAAGGCCCGAGCCAAUAAAAAUGUGUACGCGAACCCUGAAGACGCUCGUGCAAGAAAAGGGGUAGUAAAAUACGAUGACCCUGACGUGGAGCGAGUUCGUCGCGCGCACCUCAACGACUUGGAGAACAUUCCCGUGUUCUGGGUGCUGGGCGCGCUGUACCUGACCACUGCGCCCUCCGCCUGGCUCGCCACCAUGCUAUUCCGUCUUUUCACCGCCGGCCGAAUACUCCAUACUCUGGUCUACGCUGUGAAGCCAAUGCCACCGCCAAGUCGAGCCAUCGGCUUCAUAAUUCCUUACUUUAUCUCAGUCUUCAUGGGAGUCCAAGUAGUGCUAUACUACAUCAGUGCGCUGUGAUUUGUGAACUUUUAACUUAAGUAUUUGUGAUAUCUCACUGAAGCUGUACAAUUAAGUAAUAAAUAUUAUGUAAAUAUGCCUA